GCUGCUGAAGUUGAAAAGCAGUUGAAAAGCCUGUACAUCUUAAAGCAUGGCGGCUGGGGAAUUCUGGGAGUUGUUGGGGAAUUCUGGGAAUUGAAGUCCACAGGCUUAAAGCUGCUGAAGUUGUAAAGCAACAGAGUUUAGGAUGCGUUCAGGGGAAAAGGGUUGGAAUGGUGCAGGAGGAGGUUAGAUUAGAUUAACUGGAAGAGGGGAAAACUACAGCAAAGGGACACACACACACAAUGUUAGAAGGAUGCUUGUAAACUGCGGUGAAGCAGCAGUGAAUUCAAAGAGAAAUUGAACCUUGACAAUAUAAGACAGGCUAUUUAACAUUAAAUCUAUUAUAUAAUUCUUGUGGUACUGCCAAUAAUUCUAACUUUCCCCCUAAGGAGGAGGAUGACUUAAUUUUCUUCCCUUAUAUAUGAAAUCCUCUAUUAUAUAAUAACAGGCCACAAAUGCAAAGGCAGGAUAGGAUCUGAAAGAAGAAGAAGAAAAAAAAUAUUUUGUGUGCUUCAUUGAAGCUAAAAAAAAUUGAGUUCACUAAAAAAAAAAAUAUGAGCGUGUUGCCUUUUCCCGCCCAAAUUUUUAUCUUCCUUCAGCUGAAAAGAGAGCUUCGUCUGAGGCUUAACUAAACAGAAGUGGGGACGGCAGAGUGAGAGGAAAAAAACGAAACAAAACAGAAUUUUAACAAUUGGGCCACUUUUUACCUCCCAAAUAAAAUGAAAAGAGCUUUGAUGCUCCAAAGAAAGGGAAAAGCAGGCAGCCCAUUGUAGGCUAGACUGGAGAGACUGAGAGAUUUGAUAGCCACUUGUCAAAAAUGGUAUAGAGACUCCUGCUUGAGUAGGGGGUUGAAAUAGAUGACCUCCAAGGUUGUGACCCAAAAGCCAGCUCUCUAAAUUAAAAUGGCUACGGCCCAAAUCACGCACAUCGGCCAGAAGCAUAAAACCUUGAAGGAAACGGCCCUCUUUCCAAGCCGAAUUGCUUCUGAGCAAGAAUCCCUGGUUCUGGUGAAAAGGCUGCUUGCAGUUUCAAUUUCCUGCAUCAGUUACCUGCGAGGUCUCUUCCCGGAAAGCUCAUAUGGAACCUGCUAUUUAGAGGAUAUAUAUUUAAAAAUCCUCCGAGAAGAUAAAAGUUGCCAGGGAUCACUUCAAGUAGUUAAAUGGAUCCAGGGAUGUUUUGAUGCACUGGAAAAGAAUUAUCUACAUAUGGCAGUUUUGGCAAUCUAUACCAAUCCCAAAGACCCUGAGCACUUGACAGAAUUCUAUCAGUUCAAAUUCAAAUACACAAAGAAUGGACCUCAGAUGGACUUUACUAGUUCUCAAGUCAGCUUUCACAAUGGAACAAAUAGCAAAGAAAUUAAAAAAGCCAGUAUUCUACUGAUCCGCAAAUUGUAUAUAUUGAUGCAGCAUCUUGGACCCCUACCUAAUGAUAUUACUUUGACCAUGAAACUGUUCUAUUACAAAGAUGUCACACCCAUUGAUUACCAACCUCAUGGCUUCAAGGAAGGCGACAGCUCAGAUGGUCUUCUUUUUGAUGGUGACCCUGUGAACCUCAAAGUAGGAUCUGUUUCCACUGGAUUCCAUGUAUUGAAAGUGAGGGUAACAACAGACAGCAAAAGGAUGGGGAUGCUGGAGAACAGUCUGGUGGAAGAGAAUGGUCCCACUGAAAUCUCCCACCAAGGUUUAGACUGUGAUGAUGAAGAAGAAGAAGAGGACAGCACUAAAGCACCAGAACAGAGGAAGUUUAUGGCUGCUUACGUGGAUAAAAAUAGGAUGUUUGAAGAAAAUGCAGUGUCACAGCACAUGCCCCCUUUGAAUCCAGAUAUAACAGAAACAAUCAGAAAGGAUGGAGCUGAAGAGACAGAGAAAGAAUGCGGUACUAAGACGUCUCACAAAGUCCAAGAAAAAUGUUCUUCUAAAGACACAAUGGAAACCAGAAUGUUCCCAAAGGCCAGAGGGCGGAUCGCGGAUCUUCUCUCUUGUCUCCAUUCAAGGGAAGUGCACAAGGAACAUCUGUCUGGGAGAAGGCAGAGAGCAGGUCUCCAGAAGAUGGAAAUGCCUUUCUGGCCACGUCACUUUUCAAUGGACAUGCUUAUAUGGAAAUAAUUCCACGGAAUUUUUCAUUUCCCCUUUGUGUUUUUCCUUACUGUAUUUGGUUAAAAAAAAAAAGUGAGUCUUUAAACGUAUUUGAGUUUUCUAAAGUUCUUGUGUUUAAUCUAAUGUAAUCUAAUUAAGAUGUAUUGGUUAAUUAACCCAGAGAGGCAUAUCAGUAACCUCUCUACUGGUUGAGAAAUAUUUUCACCCUACCGGUUUAAAAUGAUGAAGAAAGUUAGGCUAAAGAUUCAGCCUAGGCCUGAUUUGAACGCUAGCAGAAUUAAAUACUAAAAUGAACCUCCCAAGACACUUUUCCUCUAACAACAGACAUGUAUGCAAUUGUGGAUGACUAGAAUACUGAGACUUUGAAGGUGUAAUGCUUUCCCUGUGAAGAAUUACAUGAGCCAUUACUGGACCAGCCAAGUGAAUCCAUUUGGUCAUUAAUGGACCAUUACUGGUCCAACAAUAAAUCCUAUCAUCUUAGAGAUCUGCAUCUUAGAGUUCAUUUGUUGAGAAGUGAUUUCUUAGCUUUUCAGAGUAUCUUCUUUUUGUUGUUCUGAUCUCUCUUGUUAAUACAUUCUGGCCUGAUUGUACAGCAUUUUAUCACCUUUUCUGUAGGCUUCCUCUUUGGAAUGACGUAGCUGCUUAAGUUUAGCUGUGAACCAAGGUUUGUUGUUACUGUAUAUUCACAAGUUCCUGGUUGGUACACAUAGGUCUUCACAGAAGCUGACCUGUGUGUUAAUAACUUUAAUCAAAAUAAAACAAUGUUCAAAAGAAAUAGCAGUAGCAAUAGCCCUUAUAUACCGCUUCACAGUGCUUUAUAGCCCUCUGUACGUGGUUUUCAGAAUUAGCCUCUUGCCCCCAACAAUCCUGAGUCCUCAUUUUACCCACCUCGGAAGUAUGGAAGGCUGAGUCAACCUUGAGCCUAGGGAGAUUCGAACUGUCAAAUUUCAGGCAGCCGGCAGUCAGCAGAAGUAGCCUGCAGUAUUGCAUUCUAACCACUGUGCCACCGCAGCUCAAAUAAUGUUUCUUCAGAGAAAAUGUGGUUGAUGUAGCUGCAGUUCUGUCACUGUUGAUGUGUGUAAAAUUGUGUAAAAGUGUAUAGAAUACAUAGAAUUAUUAAAUCUACUCUGGAGCUGAGUGUUUACUGGCCAGAUACCCUUUCUGAUACCUACCUGAACUUUGCAGCAGAUAGUUUCUCUUUGUGCCCUGAUAGAGAAACAUCUGUCCUUGCUUAGGAUUGAACUCUCAACUUUCUGAGUGGGAGGUGAAUAUCUUCACUUCUAGGAUAACACAGUGUAUUCUACCAGGGCUGCGGCAGAAUUCUACAAAAAAAAACAAACAAGCAAAACCUUUAGCUUUUCUGUAAUGUUUUAGAGCAGGGGUCCCCAAACCUUUCUACCAUCAAUUCACUUCCUUUUGUUUUUUCCAAUUUUGACAUUCCUUCAACGAGUGCAUUUUGCUUGACUGAACAUAAAACUCAUCUUCUUUUGUCCUCUUCUCUUACAUCAAUGGUCGGAGCAUAAGCUUGUACAAUUGUCAUGUUUAAGGAUUGCUCACACAAUACUUUCAUAUUUAACAGACAUUUGUGAAUAACAAAGUCUUCUAGUUAGUCCCAUUACAAUGACAUUUUACUGUAAUAGCAUUUUCCAGAUUUCUUGGAUAGUAUCAGAGAUUGAACCGAGGUAAUUUUGCAAGCGCUGUAAUUCUACCACUGAGCGAUAACACGUCCUCAAUGAAGUUACUCAGUAUGGCUGAAACAACAUUGGAAACUAAAUCCUGCGUAGAGUUUAUUAAUUUGUUUUGGAUGAUACUAUAUUUCAAAGAAUGAUACAUCACUCUUCCCUGGUAAGGCAAUCAUAUGAUUCUAUGAAACAUGAUAUCAUACAGGAUUAAAUUAGGACACUGCACGCAGGCUUUUUAGAAUAUGGAAUCAGUAUCUUCACAGAAUUGUGACCCAUUUCCUGCUUUUUCAUAAAAAAAAAUCUUUGAAUUAAUUAACUACCACGUAAACAUAGUCACAAUGACACUUGCAUCAGUUUUACCUACCAUUUUAUAUGUUACAAAUGUUUUCCUUUCUUACAUAAAGUUAUUUUUUUUUAUUUACAAAAAUUCAGAUUUCCGAUCAGGAAUAUGUAAGGGAAAUCAGCAAUUGAGCAACAUUUUGAACACCAGAAAUUCCUUACCAACCAUAUUACACUGGGAAUUUAAACUUGGAGAACAUCCAAUAAUGACAAAAUUACCACCUCAUAUUAAUAACAGAUGUUGGACAAAUUUAAGCAUGAAUAGCUUCCAUGUAUAGCACACAUCACAGUACAUAUUAUGUUGCAAGGCAGAUUUAAGAAUCUAAGAUGCGGGGAAAGAGGAGAAAAGAAAUCACCAAAGAACUAAAAUCAGAAACACUCAAACAUUUUAAAUAAAUAAACUUUAUUGUCAUUGUAUGUGUAUAAACAGUAUACACAUACAACAAAAUUUACUUGACACCCAAAGACCAGGUCCCACACACAUAAUCCCCAAACACACUCCCACCCACCACAAUUCCCCACCCUAUAUACUUAUAUUUGAGGUGGGAUUUGAUCAAUGCAAAAUAAGGUGAUACUACUAUAUUUUACAUGACUUAAAAGAGUAAUUCUGUUGUUGCAAUUUAAAAUUUGAUUAAGCUUUUUGGUGUCCAAUCCCAUUUUUUACUCAUGCAGUAUUCAAUUUAUAACCAGUUUACAAUAAUUUUUCAUUAACACCCAACCACAUAUUUCCCUUCUUGUGCCCCCGCAUUCACUUUCUGUUUCCUAGUAAAUGUUCAUUCUGAAUGUUAACCUCAUCUUUUAAAUAUUUACCAAUUUUGAAUCAUCCAAAAAGUUGGUACUUACUUGUUUUAUCUGUUCACUGAAAAUGUUGAAGAGCUUCAAACCAAAGCUCGUAGUACCACACUCAAUACUUCACUUCAUCAGUGAGCAGUAUAUUAGUGUGAUUGUCAAGUCCAUCCUGUAUCCAUUUGUAAUUAUUGUGUCAUUCAGUCUACAGUUAACUGCUAAUCAAAAUGUGAAAAAAUAUGUUACCCAA
Pantherophis guttatus is the source of this 5150-nucleotide messenger RNA. The record is from RefSeq and is a predicted model, not a curated record. NCBI's taxonomy places the organism in Eukaryota, Metazoa, Chordata, Lepidosauria, Squamata, Colubridae.